Molecule: messenger RNA, 628 nt
Organism: Cajanus cajan (pigeon pea)
Lineage: Eukaryota; Viridiplantae; Streptophyta; Magnoliopsida; Fabales; Fabaceae
Product: cytochrome b5
Cellular component (GO): intracellular membrane-bounded organelle; membrane
Molecular function (GO): heme binding
Source: RefSeq, a predicted model, not a curated record
UUCUCACUGAUCUCCAUGUUCCUCGCUUUGAAAUCCUUUUACAUCUGAGCACCGAAUAACGCAGUUAUCAUAAUCAUCAAUUUCUUAGAAGAGACAACAUUCUAUUGCUCUCCUUAGACAAAUGGGUGGGGAGCCUAAGGUAUAUACUUUGGAACAAGUAUCUGAGCACAACAACUCCAAAGAUUGCUGGCUUAUUAUUAAUGGCAAGGUUUAUAAUGUCACAAAGUUCUUAGAUGACCAUCCUGGUGGAGAUGAUGUCUUGGUGGCUUCCACAGGGAAAGAUGCCACCGAUGACUUUGAGGAUGUUGGUCACAGUAACAGUGCUAGAGCCAUGUUGGAUGGCUUUUAUGUUGGAGACAUUGAUCCAGCAACCGUUCCAUCUACUCGGGUUCAGAACACUCUUCCAACACAACCUCAAAACACUCAGAACAAGACAUCAUCAAACUUCAUGAUCAAGAUGCUCCAGUUUCUACUUCCCCUUGUUAUCUUGGGUGUUGCGGUUGGUGUUCGUUUCUACAACACCAAAUCAACAUAGUCACUCAAACUGCUUGAGUACUUUAAUUUUGUUCAACCGUUGCUUUAAAUUUUAGCUUGUUUUGUUCCAUCGAACUACAAUUGUAUGGAUCAA